CCAGAAUUAUCGUCGGCUGUCUGUCUCCUCAUUUCCGCAGCAGUCAAUUCUUUCCCAAAUUCAAUUCUGCGCUGUGCUCUACUCUACUCUAGAUUUACACAUACAUACAUAUAUAUAUAUAUGUCUUAGUUAAGGUUUAAUUUCUUCAUCAAUCAAUCCAAUAGGAAUAAUCCUCCAUAAAAUGGAAACAGGAUCGAAGGCUGAUGCUGAGGUCGGCGCCGCCGCUCCUUUGCUGCUUCCGGCGGAUUCCGACGGCGGCGAAGCUUCUGAAUCAAUCACCGCCGUUCUUGUUCUGACCACGUUUGUAGCAGUCGCCGGUUCCUACGUAUUUGGCUCUGCCGUGGGAUAUUCAUCGCCUGCUCAGCCUGGAAUAAUGAAGGAUCUUGGCCUAAGUUUGGCUGAGUAUUCAUUGUUUGGAUCAAUAUCAACAAUCGGGGCUAUGAUUGGAGCCGUAGUGAGUGGCAAGAUAGCCGAUCUCUUUGGAAGAAGAGGAGCUAUGGGAUUUGCCGAGUUGUUUAAUCUUUUUGGGUGGAUCGUGAUAGGCCUUUCUAAGAAUGCGUGGUGGCUCAAUCUUGGGAGGUUUUCGACAGGGUUUGGAGUUGGGCUUCUUUCCUAUGUUGUGCCAAUAUAUGUGGCUGAAAUUACACCUAAGAAUCUCAGAGGAGUAUUCACGGCAGUCAACCAGUUUAUGAUUUGCAUUGGUUCCUCGGUCAUGUAUAUCGUCGGCAACCUCAUCACAUGGCGCCUCUUGGCUUUUAUUGGAACAAUUCCAUGUUUAAUACAACUUAUCAGUCUUCCAUUCAUUCCCGAGUCUCCGAGAUGGUUGGCUAAGAUUGGCCGUUGGGACAGCUGCAAAAUAUCGUUGAUACGCCUUAGAGGGACGAGCAACAUUACCAAAGAGGAAGCUGAAAUCAGGGACUAUACGAUAGCUCUCGAACAAAUGAAGGGAUCUCGAUUAACAGACUUGUUCCAAAGAAGAUACGCUCACGCCCUUACGGUUGGAGUCGGGUUGAUGGUGUUGCAACAGUUUGGAGGGGUGAAUGCGAUCGCAUAUUACGCGAGUUCCAUAUUUUCAUCCGCUGGUUUUUCGUAUAGAGUCGGAACGACAGGAAUGGUUAUAGUUCAUAUUCCUAUGACGCUAUUGGGAACACUCUUGAUGGAUAAAUCCGGCCGACGCCCAUUGCUAUUGGUUUCUGUGACGGGAACUUCCUUGGGUUGCUUCUUGAUUGGAUUAUCGUACUUCUUACAGGAUCAUAAGCUUUGGGAUUCAAGUCCGGUGCUGGCAUUGCUAGGCGUCUUGAUAUUCUCGGGAUCUUUCUCAUUAGGCCUUGGAGGCAUACCUUGGGUGAUAAUGUCUGAGAUCUUCCCGAUAAAUGUAAAGGGAUUGGCGGGAAGCCUUGUGACAGUUGUAAACUGGCUCGGCACAUGGAUUGUUACGUAUUCGUUUGCGUUUUUGGAACAAUGGAGCGCCGCAGGGAUAUUUUUUAUAUUUGCAAUAAUAUCCGGGUUGACGAUGGUGUUUGUCGUAAAGCUGGUUCCGGAAACUAAGGGGCGGACAUUAGAGGAGAUACAAGCUUCACUGACCUCCUUCGGGUAAGAAGUUUAGGACAUGAAAGGAAAGGAGAUGUUGGUUUCGUUUGAAGAUAACGUUGCAUGUGGUUAUUGCAUUUCAAUCAUUUGUUACCAAAUAAUGGGAAAACUUGCAUAAUAUCUUGUAUUUUUUUUUUAAUGUAUAAACAUUUUUUUUAUUUUAUUUAUUGCAUAAAAUAUUUUUAUGUUAAUAUUA
Molecule: messenger RNA, 1786 nt
Organism: Andrographis paniculata
Lineage: Eukaryota; Viridiplantae; Streptophyta; Magnoliopsida; Lamiales; Acanthaceae
Product: sugar transporter ERD6-like 5
Exons: 17
Coding region: 182-1597 (471 amino acids)
Biological process (GO): transmembrane transport; carbohydrate transport
Cellular component (GO): membrane
Molecular function (GO): sugar transmembrane transporter activity
Source: RefSeq, a predicted model, not a curated record